CGCGAGCGGGCGGCCCAGGUGGUGCUGAACAUCAGCGCGCGCGACCAGGGCGUCCACCCCAAGGUCUCCUACGCCCAGCUGGUGGUGACGCUGCUGGACGUGAACGACGAGAAGCCGGCCUUCAGCCGGCCGGAGGGCUACCACGUGUCGGUGGUGGAGAACGCCCCGGCGGGGACGGAGCUGCUGGUGCUGGCGGCCACCGACGGGGACCUGGGUGACAACGGGACCGUGCGCUUCUCCCUGCAGGAGGCGGAGCCCGGCCCCGCGGCCUUCCACCUGGACCCCGUGUCCGGGAGGCUGAGCGCCCUCUCCUCCUUGGACCGAGAGGAGCACGCCUUCCACUCCCUGCUGGUGGUGGCCACCGACCUGGGCACCCCUCCCCAGGCGUCAGUGGCCCGUGUCAACGUGAGUGUCCUGGAUGUCAACGACAACAGCCCUGUGUUCUACCCCGUCCAGUACUUUGCUCACAUUCAGGAGAACCAACCUGCAGGCAGCUACGUCACCACAGUGUCUGCCACCGACCCAGACUCCGGUCCCAACGGCACCAUCAGAUACAGCAUCUCUGCCGGGGACCGGUCUCGGUUUCAGGUCCACCCGCAGAGUGGGGUUAUUUCUACGAGAAUGGCCCUCGACAGAGAAGAAAAGACUGCGUACCAGUUGCAAGUGGUGGCCACUGACGGGGGCCGCUUGCAGUCUCCCGCCCAGGCCAUCGUGACCGUCACGGUGUUGGACACUCAGGACACCCCCCCGGUGUUCGGCCAGGCUGCCUACAGCUUCGUGGUUUUUGAAAACGUGGCCCUGGGCUACCACGUGGGGACUGUGUCUGCGUCCACCAUGGAUCUCCACUCCAACAUGAGUUACCUCAUCACCACGGGGGACCAGAAAGGUAUGUUUGCUGUCAACCAGGCCACCGGGCAGCUGACCACAGCCAGCGCGAUUGACAGAGAAGAGCAGGCCUUUUAUCAGCUGAAAGUGGUGGCCAGUGGGGGCUCGGUGACCGGGGACACUGUGGUGAACAUAACGGUGAAGGACUUGAAUGACAACUCCCCCCAUUUCCUGCAGGCGGUCGAGAGUGUGAAUGUGGUGGAGAAUUGGCAGGCGGGUCACAGCAUUUUCCAAGCCAAAGCUGUGGACCCCGACGAAGGCGUCAACGGCGAGGUGCGCUACAGCCUCAAGCAAAACCCCAAGAGCCUGUUUGCCAUCCAUGGCGAGAACGGCACUGUCAGCCUGCUGGGGCCCCUGGAUGUCCACGCCGGCUCCUACCAGGUCGAGAUCCUGGCGUCUGACCUGGGUGUCCCACAGCUGUCCUCCAGCGUCAUCUUGACGGUGUGUGUCCAUGACGUCAACGACAACCCGCCCGUGUUUGACCAGCUUUCCUAUGAGGUCACCCUGUCUGAGGCGGAGCCUGUGAAUUCUCGCUUCUUUAAAGUGCAAGCUUCUGAUAAGGACUCGGGGGCCAAUGGUGAAAUUGCCUACACCAUUGCUGAAGGCAAUGCCGGGGAUGCUUUCGGGAUUUUUCCAGAUGGUCAGUUGUACAUAAAAAGUGAACUGGACCGUGAACUUCAGGACAGAUACGUCUUGCUUGUUGUGGCUUCGGACCGGGCCGUGGAGCCCCUCAGCGCCACUGUGAAUGUCACUGUCAUUUUGGACGAUGUCAAUGAUAACAGGCCUCUUUUCAACAGCACCAAUUAUGCGUUUCACUUCAAAGAGGAGCAGAGAGCCGGCUCCUUUGUGGGCAAAGUGAGCGCCGUGGACAAAGACUUCGGGCCGAACGGCGAAGUGAGGUAUUCCUUUGAGGUGGUGCAGCCGGACUUUGAGCUGCAUGCUGUCACCGGGGAGAUCACCAGCACUCGCCAGUUUGACAGGGAGUCUCUCAUGAGGCGGAGAGGGACUGCCGUAUUCAGCUUCACCGUCGUGGCUGCAGACCAGGGGCUCCCUCAGCCUCUCAAGGACCAGGCCACCGUGCACGUGUACCUAAAGGACGUCAAUGACAACGCGCCCAAGUUUUUGAAAGACUUUUACCAAGCGACCGUAUCGGAGUCGGCCGCCAACCUGACGCAGGUCUUAAGAGUGUCCGCCUCCGAUGUGGACGAAGGGAACAACGGACUUAUUCAUUACUCCAUCAUAAAAGGCAAUGGGGAGAGGCAGUUCGUGAUAGACAGGACCUCUGGCCAGGUGGCCCUGGUGGGCACGCUGGACUAUGAAGCCACACCGGCCUAUUUUCUCGUAAUCCAGGCGGUGGAUUCAGGGGCUGUCCCCCUCAAUUCAACCUGCACCUUAAGCAUCGAGGUUUUAGAUGAAAAUGACAACACCCCCUCUUUCCCUAAGUCGACACUGUUUGUGGAUGUUUUGGAGAACAUGAGGAUUGGCGAGCUUGUGUCCUCUGUCACGGCGACUGACUCCGAUUCGGGUGACAACGCCGACUUACACUACGGGAUCACUGGGACCAACAACCAUGGGACGUUCAGCAUCAGCCCAAACACCGGAAGCAUCUUUCUUGCCAAAAAACUGGACUUUGAAACCCAGUCUUUGUAUAAACUGAACAUAACAGCCAAAGACCAAGGGAGGCCCCCCCGUUCGUCCACCAUGUCUGUGGUCAUCCACGUGAGGGACUUCAACGACAACCCGCCCAGCUUUCCUCCCGGAGAUCUCUUCAAGUCUAUCGCUGAGAACGUUCCCAUUGGCACGUCUGUCCUCUCAGUGACUGCACGUGACCCGGACGCAGACAUCAACGGGCAGCUGUCCUAUGCCAUCGUCCAACAGAUGCCGAGAGGCCACCACUUUGCCAUUGAUGACGUCAGAGGGACGAUAUAUACCAAUGCUGAAAUAGAUCGGGAGUUCGCUAAUCUCUUCGAGCUAACCGUAAAAGCCAACGAUCAGGCGGUGCCCAUCGAAACUAGACGCCACGCCCUGAAGAAUGUGACCAUCUUGGUGACGGACCUCAACGACAACGUCCCGAUGUUUAUUUCCCAGAACGCUCUGGCCGCAGACCCGUCAGCUGUGAUCGGCUCUGUCCUGACGACAAUCAUGGCCGCCGACCCAGAUGAAGGGGCCAAUGGAGAGGUGGAGUAUGCGAUCGUCAAUGGGGACACGGCCACCUUUGUCGUGGACCGCUACAGUGGAGACCUGAGGGUGGCUUCAGCACUGGUGCCUUCUCAGCUGAUUUACAACCUCAUCGUUUCAGCCACAGACCUGGGGCCGGAAAGGAGGAAGUCCACCACCGAAUUGACCGUCAUUCUUCAGGGCCUGGAUGGACCUGUGUUUACCCAACCCAAAUACAUAACUAUUUUGAAGGAAGGGGAGCCCAUUGGCACCAACGUGAUAUCAAUCGAGGCAGCUAGCCCCAGAGGAUCUGAGGCGCUGGUCGAGUAUUACAUUGUGUCAGUGCGUUGUGAAGAAAAGACUGUUGGCCGCCUCUUCACCAUCGGGAGACACAGCGGUGUCAUUCAGACAGCGGCCAUUCUGGACCGAGAGCAAGGAGCGUGUCUCUACCUGGUGGAUGUUUAUGCCUUAGAAAAAUCAGCUGCUUUCCCCAGAACACAGAGAGCAGAGGUAGAAAUCACACUUCAGGAUAUCAACGACAACCCACCCGUGUUUCCGACGGACAUGCUGGACCUCACCGUGGAGGAGAACAUCGGGGAUGGCUCUAAGAUCAUGCAGCUGACGGCCAUGGAUGCUGACGAGGGUGCAAAUGCUCUCGUCACGUACGCUAUCAUUAGUGGAGCUGAUGAUAGUUUUCGCGUUGACCCUGAAUCCGGAGAUCUGAUAGCAACCAAACGGUUGGACAGAGAGCGCCGGUCCAAAUACUCCCUGCUGGUUCGUGCUGAUGAUGGCCUGCAGUCCUCGGACAUGAGAAUUAACAUCACCGUCAGUGACGUGAAUGACCACACGCCCAAGUUCUCCAGACCGGUCUACUCUUUUGACAUCCCAGAAGACACAAUCCCUGGUUCUUUGGUAGCAGCCAUUUUAGCUACAGAUGAUGACUCGGGCGUGAAUGGAGAAAUUACCUAUAUUGUGAGUGAAGAUGAUGAAGACGGAAUCUUUUUCCUGAAUCCAGUCACGGGAGUCUUCAAUUUGACUCGAGUACUAGAUUAUGAGUCACAGCAAUAUUAUAUCCUCACUGUUCGAGCUGAAGACGGCGGGGGACAGUUUACUGCCAUCAGAGUUUACUUCAAUAUUCUAGAUGUAAAUGACAAUCCCCCUGUUUUCAGCUUGAAUUCCUACAGCACAUCUCUAGUGGAGAAUCUACCUCUAGGAUCUACUGUCCUUGUGUUUAAUGUUACUGAUGCCGAUGAUGGCAUCAACUCCCAAUUGGUUUACAGCAUUGCCUCAGGUGAUAGCCUCGGACAGUUCACAGUUGACAGGCAUGGUGUCCUGAAAGUCCUGAAGGCUCUGGACCGAGAAAGUCAGUCUUUCUACAACCUGGUGGUUCAGGUGCACGACCUGCCACAGCCUCCAGCCUCCAGGUUCACGAGCACAGCUCAAGUCUCCAUCAUUCUGUUGGAUGUCAAUGACAACCCACCGGCGUUCCUUUCUCCUAAGUUGACAUACAUCCCGGAAAACACACCGAUUGAUACUGUGGUUUUCAAAGCUCAAGCCACGGACCCAGACAGUGGCCCAAACAGCUAUAUUGAGUACACCCUGCUGAACCCUUUGGGCAGCAAGUUCAGUAUUGGGACCAUUGAUGGCGAAGUGAGGCUCACCGGAGAACUGGACCGAGAAGAGGUUUCCAAUUACACGCUGACGGUGGUGGCUACCGACAAGGGCCAGCCGCCGCUGUCCUCAUCCACAGAGGUCGUAGUUAUGGUGCUGGACGUCAAUGAUCACGCCCCCAUUUUUGCACAGGCUUUAUAUAAAGUGGAGAUUCAUGAAAACACACUGACUGGCACAGACAUAGUACAGGUCUCCGCAGCAGAUGGCGACGAGGGUACCAACGGCCAGGUCCGCUACAGCAUCAUGAAUGGUAACGCCCAUCAGGAAUUCCGGAUCGACUCUGUCACGGGCACCAUCACUGUAGCGAAGCCUUUGGAUAGAGAGAAGACCCCUGCUUACCUUUUAACUGUUCAGGCGACAGAUCGGGGCAGCACCCCCAGAGCUGAGACUUCCACCGUCAGCAUCAUUCUGCUGGAUAUCAAUGAUUUUGUUCCCAUCUUUGAACUCUCUCCAUAUUCUGUAAAUGUCCCUGAGAAUUUAGGGACAUUGCCCAGAACUAUUCUUCAGGUGGUGGCAAGAGAUGAUGACCAAGGAUCAAACAGCAAACUGUCCUACGUUCUGCUGGGUGGCAACGAAGACGAUACCUUCACUCUCUCUGCCAGUGGGGAACUCAGAGUAACCCGGAGCCUGGACCGGGAAGCCAAGGAGAGCUUUGUCUUAACGAUCACAGCUAUAGAUUCAGGAUCCCCAGCCUUGACUGGAACUGGCACAAUCAGUGUCAUAGUAGAUGACGUCAAUGACAAUGUACCCACUUUUGCCAGGAAAAUGUACUCCACAGCAAUUCCUGAAGACGCCCCAACUGGAACAGAUGUCUUAUUGGUAAAUGCCUCAGAUGCUGAUGCUUCAACAAAUGCGGUUAUAAGUUAUCGGAUCAUCGGUGGAAACUCGCAGUUCACUAUCAACCCAUCCACGGGACAGAUCAUCACCAGUGCGCUGCUGGACAGGGAAACCAAAGACAAUUACACGUUAGUGGUGGUCUCCAGCGAUGCAGGAUCCCCGGAACCGCUUUCCAGUUCUGCCAGCGUGCUUGUCACCGUGACUGAUGUCAAUGACAAUCCACCAAGAUUUCAGCAUCACCCUUACGUCACACACAUCCCAUCCCCUACUCUUCCAGGUUCCUUUGUCUUUGCGGUUACAGUCACAGAUGCUGAUAUUGGACCCAAUUCGGAACUGCAUUAUUCUCUCUCGGGUCGAAACUCUGAAAAAUUUCACAUUGACCCACUGAGGGGAGCCAUCAUGGCGGCCGGACCACUCAAUGGAGCUUCAGAAGUGACAUUUACGGUACACGUCAAAGAUGGUGGCGCGUCCCCCAAGACAGAUUCUACAACAGUGACCGUCCGAUUUGUGCACAAGGCGGAUUUCCCUAAAGUCAGAGCCAAAGAGCAAACGUUCAUGUUUCCUGAAAACCAGCCGGUAGGAUCUCUCGUCACCACCGUCUCGGGGUCCUCCCUGAGAGGGGAGCCUCUGUCUUACUAUAUCGCAAGUGGGAAUCUCGGCAACACCUUCCAGAUUGAUCCGUCGACCGGGCAGGUCUCCAUCAGUCAAGCUCUGGAUUUCGAAAAGAUACAGAACUAUGUCAUAUGGAUAGAGGCCAGAGACGGCGGUUUCCCCCCUUUCUCCUCUUACGAGAAACUCGACGUAACAGUGUUAGAUGUCAAUGACAAUUCCCCAGUUUUUAAGGCGGAUCCAUUUGUGUCUGAAAUACUGGAAAACCUUUCUCCGCGAAAAAUACUCACCGUUUCGGCAACGGACGAGGACAGUGGGCCCAAUGGACAGUUAGGUUACGAAAUUGCUCAUGGCAAUGAAGAACACAGUUUCAGUAUCAAUCACGCCACCGGUGAAAUUAGGAGCAUCCGCCCCUUAGAUAGGGAGAAAGUAUCGCAUUAUGUGCUCACCGUGAAAUCUUCCGACAAAGGGUCCCCACCCCAGAGUACUUCAGUGAAAGUCAUCAUUAGCAUCUUGGAUGAAAAUGAUAAUGCCCCUCGAUUUUCUCAGAUAUUUAGUGCCCACGUCCCUGAAAACUCCCCCUUAGGACACACGGUGACACGUGUCACAACUUCUGAUGAGGACAUCGGUAUGAAUGCGAUUAGCAGAUAUUCUAUAACAGACACAAGCCUUCCGUUUACAAUUAAUCCCAGCACAGGGGAUAUUGUCAUCAGCAGACCAUUAGACAGGGAACACACAGACCGCUACAGAAUUCGAGUCUCGGCACAUGACUCUGGGUGGACCGUGAGCACGGAUGUCACAAUAUUUGUGAUCGACGUCAAUGACAAUGCACCCAGAUUUAGCAGACCCUCUUACUACUUGGAUUGCCCUGAACUUAGUGAGAUUGGCUCCAGAGUGACUCAGGUAUCUGCAAGUGACCCUGAUGAGGGACCCAAUGGUCAGGUGUUUUACUUCAUAAAGUCUCAGUCAGAGUAUUUCAGGAUCAAUGCUACCACCGGAGAGAUCUUCAAUAAGCAAGUCUUGAAAUACCAAAACGUCACCGGCUUCAGUAACGUGAAUAUCAACAGGCACAGUUUCAUAGUGACGUCUUCAGAUCGGGGUGACCCUUCCUUACUUAGUGAGACAACAGUCACCAUCAACACCGUGGACAGCAAUGACAAUGCGCCUCGAUUUCUUAAAAGUAAAUAUUUUACUCCUGUCACCAAAAAUGUCAAAGUCGGCACAGAUUUGAUCAAAGUGACCGCAGUCGAUGACAGAGACUUUGGGCUGAAUUCUGAAGUGGAGUAUUUAAUUUCUGCUGAAAACCAUUUAGGGAAAUUCAAGUUGGACAAGGAGACAGGGUGGAUUUCAGUCGCAGCUUCCCUGAUUUCUGACUUGAAUCAAAACUUUUUGAUCACGGUGACCGCACAAGAUAAAGGAAACCCUCCGCUUUCUUCCCAAGCCACGGUUCAAAUCACCGUCACUGAGGAAAACUACCACACGCCUGAGUUCUCUCAAAGCCACAUGAGUGCCACCGUCCCCGAGAGCCACAGCGUCGGGGCCGUCAUCAGAACCGUGUCUGCCAGAGACAGAGACACGGCCAUGAACGGCCUGAUCAGGUACAGCAUUUCUUCGGGGAACGAAGAAGGCGUUUUCGCCGUCAAUUCCUCCACAGGCGUGUUGACCCUGGCCAGAGCGCUGGACUACGAGCUGCGCCAGACGCACGAGAUCACCAUCAGUGCUACGGACGGAGGGUGGGUGGCGAGGACCGGCUACUGCAGCGUGACCGUCCACGUGGUUGACGUGAACGACAAUUCUCCGCGGUUCCCCGCUGACCAGUACUCCCCUACGGUCUUGGAAAACGCGCCGAGCGGGACCACCGUCGUCCACCUCGACGCCACGGACGCCGACUCGGGGUCCAACGCCGUGAUUGCGUACGCGGUGCAGUCCUCCGACAGUGACCUCUUUGUCAUCGACCCGAACACGGGAGUCAUAACCACCCAAGGCUUCCUGGACUUUGAAACCAAGCAGCGCUACCAUCUCACCGUGAAAGCCUUCAACGUGCCCGACGAGGAGCGGUGCAGCUUCGCCACCGUCCACGUACAGCUCGCGGGGACCAACGAGUAUGUGCCCCGCUUCGUCGCCAAACUCUACUACUUCGAGGUCUCAGAGGCAGCCCCUCGAGGUACCGUCGUCGGAGAAGUGUUUGCCAGCGACCGCGACUCGGGCGCCGACGGGGAGGUGCACUACCUGAUCUUCGGGAGCAGCCGCAAGAAGGGUUUCCGGAUCGACGGGAGGACCGGACAGAUUUACGUCUGCGGAGCGCUCGACAGGGAGAGAGAAGAACGGGUGUCCCUGAAGGUCCUGGCCAAGAACGCCGGCAGCAUCCGGGGCGCGGACGUCGACGAGGCCGCGGUGAACGUCACGGUGCUCGACGCCAACGACCCGCCCGUCUUCAGCCUGGACGUCUACAGCGUGCAGGUCAGCGAGGGCGUCCCCCGCGGCACGCACGUGACCUUCGUCAGCGCCUUCGACUCGGACUCCGUCCCCAGCUGGAACCGGUUCUCCUACGUCAUCGGGUCGGGCAACGAGCGCGGCGCCUUCUCCGUCCACCCGCAGACGGGGCAGAUCACGGUGACGGCGGAGCUGGACCGCGAGGCGCUGCCGGUCUACAACCUCUCGGUCUUGGCGGUUGACUCGGGCACCCCCCCGGCCACCGGCAGCGCCUCCCUGCUGGUCACCCUGGAAGACAUCAACGACAACGGGCCGGUGCUGGCCGUGCGCGAGGGAGAGGUCCUGGAAAACCAGCCCCCGGGGACGCAGGUGCUGACGCUGCAGGCCACCGACCCCGACCUCCCGCCCAACCAGGGCCCCUUCACCUACCACCUGCUGAGCGCGGGGCCGGCCCCCAGCUACUUCAGCCUGAGCGCCGCCGGCGUGCUGAGCACCACCCGCGCCAUCGACAGGGAGCAGAUCGCCGACUUCUACCUGGCGGUGGUCACCAGGGACUCCGGCGUCCCGCAGAUGUCGUCCACGGGCACCGUGCACGUCGCCGUGGGGGACCUGAACGACAACCCCUCGCAGCCGCGGGCGGUGGAGAUCUUCGUCCACUACUACGGGGCCCUGUUCCCCGGGGGCGUGCUGGGCUCCGUGAAGCCGCAGGACCCCGACGUGCGGGACAGCUUCCGCUGCUCCCUGGCGUCGGGGGUCCCCAGCCUCUUCAGCAUCCCGGCGGGCACGUGCGAGCUGGCCUCGCAGCCACCUCACAAAAAGCCUGUGAGACAGUGUGUUGGUCAGAGACUGACCAGGAAUGGACACCACUCUAAGCGGCUGAGGCAGGAAGGUGUUUGGCACAAGGGAACAGUGUACACAGUCCUCAGCCUGGCGACGGCUGCCCAUUGGGAGCAUCUUCCCUCGAGUUCCGCAAUGGACAUCGCAGGAGUCGUACCAGCCACUGACGAACAUCUUCCUAACCUGCGGAUAGGGAAGAUGCUGGAUGUGAUACCAGGCCUACACGGUGAUACCAGGCACACACGGACGUUGCGGCGAUGCCUGUUUUACAUCGGGGGAAGCUGUGCCCGCACUCGGGGACUCCACAGCCAGAGCUGCCCGAGUCUACAUACCCUUGCCUCUUGCUGGAAAAUGUGUGAAUCUUCAGUCAAUUACUGCGAAUGCAACCCCUGCUUUCAUGGUGGUUCCUGCCAAAGUGGUGUGGAUACAUAUUAUUGUCAUUGUCCAUUUGGUGUCUUCGGAAAACACUGUGAGUUGAACAGUUAUGGAUUUGAGGAGUUGUCAUACAUGGAAUUUCCAAGCUUGGAUCCCAAUAACAACUAUAUUUAUGUCAAAUUUGCAACUAUCAAAAGUCAUGCUUUAUUGCUUUACAACUAUGACAACCAGACAGGGGACCGGGCUGAAUUUUUGGCCCUUGAAAUUGCUGAAGAAAGACUAAGAUUCUCUUAUAAUUUAGGCAGUGGCACAUAUAAACUCACCACCAUGAAGAAGGUGUCAGAUGGACACUUCCACACUGUGAUUGCCCGGAGAGCAGGAAUGGCAGCUUCCUUGACUGUGGACUCCUGUUCUGAGAAUCAAGAACCAGGGUACUGCACUGUCAGUAACGUGGCAGUUUCAGAUGACUGGACCCUUGAUGUCCAGCCAAACCGAGUCACGGUUGGAGGCAUCAGGCUGCUGGAGCCCAUCCUGCAGCGGAGGGGACACGUGGAAAGCCACGACUUUGUCGGCUGCAUCAUGGAGUUUGCCGUCAACGGGAGGCCCCUGGAGCCCAGCCAAGCCCUGGCGGCACAAGGCAUCCUGGACCAGUGCCCGAGACUGGAAGGCGCUUGUACCCACAGCCCCUGCCAGCAUGGCGGCACUUGCGUGGACCACUGGUCAUGGCAGCAGUGUCACUGCAGAGAGGGCCUGACGGGGAGAUACUGCGAGAAAUCUGUCACUCCUGACACUGCCUUGUCAUUGGAAGGGAGAGGGCGCUUGGACUACCACAUGAGCCAGAAUGAGAAGCGAGAGUAUUUGCUGAGACAGAGUAUCCGAGGUGCCAUGUUGGAGCCUUUUGGUGUGAACAGUCUGGAAGUAAAAUUCAGGACGAGAAGCGAGAAUGGCAUUUUAAUCCAUAUCCAGGAAAGCAGCAAUUAUACGACUGUGAAGAUUAAAAAUGGCAAAGUGCAUUUCACGUCAGAUGCAGGAAUCGCUGGGAAGGUGGAGAGGAACAUUCCAGAAGUGUACGUCGCCGACGGCCACUGGCACACUUUCCUAAUUGGGAGAAAUGGAACAGCCACAGUGCUGUCCAUUGACAGAAUAUACAGCAGAGAUAUCGUCCACCCGACCCAGGACUUCGGAGGCCUUGAUGUGCUGACUAUCUCUCUCGGAGGCAUUCCGCCCAGCCAGGCUCAUCGAGACGCUCAGACAG
Messenger RNA from Carlito syrichta (Philippine tarsier), 11059 nucleotides. RefSeq names its product FAT atypical cadherin 4 (gene FAT4). NCBI's taxonomy places the organism in Eukaryota, Metazoa, Chordata, Mammalia, Primates, Tarsiidae. The record is from RefSeq and is a predicted model, not a curated record. Gene Ontology annotation, biological process: homophilic cell-cell adhesion. Gene Ontology annotation, cellular component: plasma membrane. The transcript has 18 exons. Gene Ontology annotation, molecular function: calcium ion binding. The annotation marks the transcript as partial.